Messenger RNA from Mustela lutreola (European mink), 2344 nucleotides. Its product is annotated as translation initiation factor IF-2. NCBI's taxonomy places the organism in Eukaryota, Metazoa, Chordata, Mammalia, Carnivora, Mustelidae. The record is from RefSeq and is a predicted model, not a curated record.
GCAGGCAAAAUGGAGGCGGCGGGCGUGUUCCCGGCGGGCGGGGCUGCCGUGCGGCCCGAGGGUCCGCCGGGCGCGGGCGGCCACAGCCGGGCCGCCCCGGGUGCCCGCAGCCCCGCAGCCGCCGGUGUGGCGCCUGCGGCACAGAGGCCGGGGCGAGACUGGAGGCGGGGUGCCGGCGGCGAACAAGGACGCCAUUAUCGGCCUCGGCCGCCGGAGCCGCGGCUCGGAGCUCCCGGGGAGGGGGAAGGGGGGAGACGGGGGAGGAGGGAAGGAGGGGGACGGGGCGGGGCUCAGGCGUCGGCAGGGAGGCAGCGGGCGCCAGGCUGCAGGGCGCGUCCGUGGCCCCCUGCCCUGUGGGCCUUCUCCCCGCGGGGCCGACUCUGCUGGAGGGCGGCCCACCCCGCCCGGCGCGCCCCGGUGCGGGCCCCGGUCUUACCUGUGCCUUCCCUUUCUUUAUCGUCCGCCAUCUUGCUGCGGAGCCCGCCCGGGAGAUGCCUGGCGUCACCCUGGGUCGUGGCGUCCUUGCCCCUUCCAGCCACCGCGCGAGUCUGGCCUGAGGCACCGGCGGCUCCGAACCCCGAGGGCGGGAGACCCCCGGGGCGGGGGCGGAGGGGAGGCUCGUCGCGCGCGCGCCUCUCCCUCCCGCUCCCCCUCCCCCCGCGCGCGCCCCCACCCCUUCCGCCCCUCUCCCGCGGCCCGAGCGCUGCCUUCUCCGGCCUGGGGGGUCGAGGGAGUGAGCGAGCCACGGGCCCCGUUCUCCCUCCUCCCGCCCCGCGUGGGGACUCGCAGACCCCACUCCCUCCCCGCCCGUGGGUACGACGGAUUUGAAAGCGCGGCCGGAGAGCCGGGGGCGGACCUCGCGGCUGGCCCGGGGGCCGGGAGGCCGGGCGGGCUCGGGGUGGGGGGCAUCCCAGCCGGCACCCCGACCCGGGCCGGCGGGGCCCACGCGCGUCGCCAAGGCGGCAGUGGCUGACACAGCCUGGAAGGGUCUCAUGGCAACGGAGACGGGCCCGGCGGGCCGCCUCGACCCCGACGUUGAAUGUCCUAGCUCGUGAGGUUGGACGUGACCUCCGGCUAAGGUUACUACUGAGAAGUUGUACCUGCCGCGUUUCUGAAACUUCGCAGCUGUCGCAGGGUGUUCCAUUUUUGUCUGGGUUUAAGGAUCAGCUCCUUCUGCUAGAAUUUUUUUUUUUAAUAAUUUUCUUGAAUUACGUGAUUCAAACGAAUACACGAUUUUAAAGCUAAUCUUGGAUGAUUUUUAAGUGUUUGCCUAUUAGUUUAAAGGAUAUUGUGUGAAAAUGUAUGAACUGUUAACUGUAAAUGUUGAAACCUUCAGAGUACAAGGUACUACUCUGUGAUGAUUUUCUUAACAUUCUCCUUUUAUUCUGGUCCUGUGAUUUCUCAGUAAGCCCAGAAGCCAACUGUUCUUAAUUAAAAUAACCUUUUUCUAUAGAAUGUACUCGUUUGGUGCUGUGACCAGCAUUCUCUUUUUUGAAACUGAUGAGAAACUAUUGAAUCAUCACAAAAUGGCUUCUGUUAGAAAAUAGGUACUUACAUAAAACGAAUACGGUUGUUUACAGUUAAUUCUGGACUUCCCAGAAUAUGGGAAAGUAAUCAUUAGCAUUGACAUAAUAUUUAAAUUUCGUAGUCAUUAUAGUCUGGUAGUUUGUUUUGAAAGACGCCCUCUUUGCAUAUAGAUAAUGAAGGGCUUUGAAAUAAAAGUCGGAAAACCUCAGCUUUGGGCUCGGGUUGACUUCUCACCCACUGUGCCUUCUCAUAGGCUGUUUGCAGUUUCCUUUUUCUGGAAUGCCCUCCCCCAGCCCCUCCCUGCCCUAACAUUCACCCUCCCACAGACACUGGGGCGGCUCCCUCCCAGUUGUCAGUGACCUCCUUGAAGGACACCUGCACCUUGAAGCUUUCCGGGUCAAGCUUUUCCUUACAGGAGUCCAGAACUCACAUUCUAGAGCCUCUUCGAUUGAUUUGCAAUGACUUUGUAUAUUUGCUUGUACUGUAAGCUCUUGAGGACAGGAAACACUUUAUUUGUCCCUGUAUCCCCUGUGCCUACAAUAAUUCUUAAAUUCUUGCAUCUGAAAUAAUACAUGUUUUAAAAAAUUAAAGACUGGGGUUAGUCUUUCCAAUGACUUAUUAAGAAAUGAUUAUUUAGAGGCGCCUGGAUGGCUCAGUAAGUUAAAGCCUCUGCCUUUGGCUCAGGUCAUGAUCUCAGGGUCCUGGGAUGGAGCCCUGCAGGCUCUCUGCUCAGCAGGGAGCCUGCUUCCUCUCUGCCUGCUUCUCUGCCUACUUGUGAUCUCUGCCUGUCAAAUAAAUAGAAUCUUAAAAAAAAAAA